UUUUUUUUUCUUUGGUGAUAUAUAACAUCAAGUUUUUCGAUACACUUCCAUAAGCUCUGUUAUUUAAGAUAGAAAUUCCCUUUUUUAAAGGAAAAAGAAAGAACAGGAAAGCUUGAAUCCAUAGAUUUUUUUUUUUGCGAUCUUGUUUGAACCCACUUCGUUUUCUUGUCUUUCCCUUUAGUCAACUGAGAAUUCAACAAUGAAAGAACAAGUUAUCGAUAAUACCCCCAAGAAAAUUCGGUACAUCCAGUUUGGUGUCAUGUCGCCACAAAACAUGGUGAAGAUUGCUGAAUUUGAAAUCACACAGAGAGACCUUUACAUGCCUGAAAGUCGUACACCUAUCAAGGGUGGUGUUCUGGAUUUGAGAUUGGGUACCACAUUAAAAGACGCUUUCUGUGAGACUUGUGGAAACAAAAUGCAAGAAUGUGCAGGCCAUUGGGGUUAUCUCAAGCUGGUCUUGCCUAUUUUUCACAUUGGUUAUUUUAGACCUGUCAUUAAUAUUUUGCAAGAAAUUUGUAAGUCAUGCAGUCGUGUCAUGUUGGAAGAAGCAGAUCGCCGUAUGUACUUGAAGAGAUUGAGAGCACCUGGAUUGGAUAAUUUGCAACGAGGCAGAAUCAUCAAACAAGUACAAGAUAAAUGUAAAAAAGUUACCUAUUGUCCUCAUUGUAAUGCCGUCAACGGUGUUGUUAAAAAAGUCGGUCCUAUGAAAAUCACACACGAUAAAUACCGUCUGAAGCGAGUUGAUGCAGAAGCUGAGCAGUUCAGAAAGACCUUUGAAGCUGCUGCUGCUUCUAUGCCUGAAAUCAAACCUCACAUCAGUAAAGCACAAGAUGAUCUCAACCCUCUCCGUGUAUUACGACUCUUUCAACGUAUUUCUCCUGAAGAUUGUGAAUUGCUAGGUUUGAGUGAAGAACAUGGUAGACCUGAAUGGUAUAUUUGGCAAUAUCUUCCUGUUCCUCCUUCUUGUGUUCGUCCCUCUGUUGUUCAAGAUGAUAACAGUAGUAAUGAAGAUGAUUUGACAGCCAAACUGACCGAAAUUAUUUUCACCAAUGCCAUCAUUCGUGCUGGCUUAGAGAGAGGUGUUACUGUGAUGAAUUUGAUGGAACAAUGGGAAUUCUUACAAUUGGCUGCUGCUAUGUAUAUCAACAGUGAACUUCCUGGUGUACCUAAUCUUACCUCUGGUAAGCCUAGUCGUGGUCUUUGCCAACGUUUGAAGGGUAAGCAAGGUCGUUUCAGAGGUAACUUGUCAGGUAAACGUGUGGAUUUCUCGGGUCGUACUGUUAUUUCCCCUGAUCCCAAUAUGCGUAUUGAUCAAGUGGCUGUACCUGAACGUGUUGCCAAGGUCUUGACUUUCCCUGAACGUGUGAAUAAGCACAAUAUUCACAAGUUGCGUCAAAAUAUCAUUAAUGGUCCCUUUGUUCAUCCUGGUGCUAAUUUCGUACAAGGUGCAAAUGGUUUCAAGCGUUUCCUUAAGUUUGGUAACCGUCAAGAAAUUGCUGCUGAUUUGCAGAUUGGUGAUUUAGUCGAACGUCACUUGUCUGAUAACGACGUUGUGCUGUUCAACCGUCAACCUUCUCUUCACAGAAUGUCUAUCAUGGCUCACUUUGCCAAGGUAAUGCCCUGGAGAACCUUCCGUUUCAAUGAAUGUGUUUGCUCACCUUACAAUGCUGAUUUUGAUGGUGAUGAAAUGAAUAUGCACUUGCCCCAGACUCAAGAAGCUAAAGCAGAAGCCAUUGAAUUGAUGGGUGUUAAAAACAACUUGGUUACCCCUCGUAACGGUGAACCCCUUAUUGCUGCCACACAAGAUUUCAUUACAGCCUCUUAUUUAUUAUCACACAAAGACACUUUCUAUACCCGUGGUGAAUUUGUUCAAGCCUGUACAAUGAUGAUGGAUGGUGAAUUAAAGAUUGACCUUCCCCCUCCUGUCAUCUGGAAGCCUCAACGAUUAUGGACUGGUAAGCAAGUCUUUAAUGUGCUAUUUAGACCCAACAAAGAAAGCAAGGUCAUGUUGAACGUUGAGACAAAAAACAAGUCGUUUGUUAAAGAAGAAGGCCGUCUGCCCGAUAUGUGUCCUAACGACGGUUGGCUUGUUGUUCAAAAUAGUGAAAUCAUGUGUGGCCUUGUGGAUAAGGCUAUUGUAGGUGAUGGUAAUAAGAGUUCAGUAUUCUAUGUUAUUUUGCGUGAUUAUGGACCUAUCGAAGCUGCUAAAUGUAUGAAUCGUCUUGCCAAGCUUUGUGCUCGUUGGCUUGCUAACCGUGGUUUCUCUAUUGGUAUUAGUGAUGUAACACCUGGUGACCGUUUAAGCAAGAUCAAGAAUGAAGAAGUAACAAAGGCUUAUGACAAGUGUGAUGAUAUCAUUGCUCAAUACAAUAGUGGUCAAUUAGAAACCAUGGCUGGUUGUAACGAAGAACAGACCAUGGAAUCGAUUGUCUCUGGUAUUUUGUCUGCUGUUCGUGGUGAUCUUGGUAAGGUCUGUAUGCAAGAAUUAAACAUGUACAAUUCUCCCAGUAUCAUGGCUCGGUGUGGUUCUAAGGGUUCACAAAUUAACGUAUCGCAAAUGGUUGCUUGUGUCGGUCAACAGAUUAUUAGUGGCAGUCGUAUUCCUAAUGGUUUCCAAGAUCGAUCUUUGCCUCACUUCUUGAAGCACUCUAAGAGUCCACCAGCCAAGGGUUUCGUGAGAAACAGUUUCUACACUGGACUUAGUCCUACUGAAUUCCUUUUCCACGCUAUUUCUGGUCGUGAAGGUUUGGUUGAUACAGCUGUCAAGACUGCUGAAACUGGUUAUAUGGCUAGACGUUUGAUGAAGGCCUUUGAAGAUUUGGUUACACACUACGAUCUCUCUGUUCGUAACUCUGAAGGUGCUAUGUUGCAAUUCUGUUAUGGUGCUGAUGGUUUGGAUCCUAUGACAAUUGAAGGUGAUGGUAUUCCUGUCGAAUUUGCUCGUAAUUUGCGUCACGUCAAGGAAAUUACUCCUCCUGGUAGUGAAAGAGGUCUUCUUCCUUGGGAAAUCAACUACAUUACUCAAAAGGAAGUACAAAGAGAUAUUUGGAAGAAGAACUGUCUUCAGUCCUUUAUUGAUAUGGUACUCGCUUUUGUCAGUGAAAAGAUGGCUGGUAAAUUGGCUUCCAUUCGUAAAAAGCACGGUUUACAAUCAGGUCUUGCUAUGCCUGAUGAAGAUUACAUGGAUAUUGAUAUUGAUGAGGAUGAAGAAGAAGCAGUCAAGACAACUGUUCGUAACUUGUUUGUAGUGACCGAACGCCAAUUACGUGAUUAUUUGAAUGUCUGUCUUUCCAAGUACUUGAAGGCUAAGAUUGAACCUGGUACUGCUGUAGGCGCUAUUGGCGCUCAAUCAAUCGGUGAGCCUGGUACACAAAUGACAUUGAAGACUUUCCACUUUGCCGGUGUUGCUAGUAUGAAUAUUACGCUUGGUGUACCUCGUAUCAAGGAAAUUAUUAACGCUGCUAAGGUCAUUUCUACGCCCAUUAUCAAGUGUGAACUUCACUCAAAUAAGGAUGUAAGAGCUGCUCGUGUGGUUAAGGGUCGUGUGGAAAAGACAACCUUGGGUGAUGUCGCCAUGUAUAUGGAUGAAGUUUAUGAGCCCAAUGAAACAUAUAUCUUGCUUCGUAUUGAUCUAGAUGCCAUUAAUCGACUUCAAUUAGAAACCAAUCUUCAUCAGAUUGCACAUGCUAUCAAAACUGCUCCCAAGCUAAAGAUGGGUCAAUUAGAUGUUCAAACAAGUAGACCUGAUAUCAUUCGUGUCUAUGUUCAUGCCAAACAAGAUGAAUCUAUGUAUUAUAGUUUGAAGGCUCUUAAGCGUGUCUUAUCCAGUGUGGUGAUCACAGGUUUACCUGACGUUGUCCGUGCUGUUAUUAGUGAAAAGGAAGGUGGAAGAGGUGCCAAGCAACUGCUGGUUGAAGGUUAUGGUUUAUUAGAAGUCAUGACUACAGAUGGUAUUAUUGGUCAAGAAACUACGUCUAAUCACGUUAUGGAAGUUGCUGAUGUGCUGGGUAUUGAAGCUGCAAGAAAUACAAUCAUUAACGAAAUUCAAAUGACCAUGUCCUCUCACGGUAUGACCAUUGAUCAUCGUCACGUCUUCUUGCUUGGUGAUAUUAUGACCAGUAAAGGUGAAGUCUUGGGUAUUACUCGUUUCGGUAUUUCCAAGAUGAAGGACAGUGUUCUUAGUAUUGCUUCUUUUGAAAAGACAACGGAUCACUUGUUUGAAGCAGCAUUGUACAGUAAGAAGGAUGGUAUUGUUGGUGUCUCUGAACAAAUCAUUAUGGUAGGAAGGCUAUUAAGUGAUUUUCAUUGUAUUUAACUAUUUUCCUUCAUUAGGGUAUACCAAUGUCUAUCGGUACUGGUUUGUUCAAACUGAUUCACAAGUCAAUGAAAAACAAUAUUCCUCCUCCCAGACCUCUUUUAUUCGACAUCUAACCAUUUUUUCUUUCAUCUCAUACAACAAUAUACUCAACAAUCUCAAGUCUCUCUCUCUUUUUUUUUUUCUGGCUUGCUUAACAUGUAAAUCUAAAAUAAAAUUAUGCAAUAAUUAGAAAAAAAAAACAUGAUUUAUUGUAUUCAUGAUAUAAAAGUGCU
Gilbertella persicaria is the source of this 4590-nucleotide messenger RNA. RefSeq lists its product as uncharacterized. NCBI's taxonomy places the organism in Eukaryota, Fungi, Mucoromycota, Mucoromycetes, Mucorales, Choanephoraceae. Bases 200 to 4315 code for a protein of 1371 amino acids. Gene Ontology annotation, biological process: DNA-templated transcription. The record is from RefSeq and is a predicted model, not a curated record. Gene Ontology annotation, molecular function: DNA binding; DNA-directed RNA polymerase activity. The transcript is spliced from 7 exons.